Aphis gossypii (cotton aphid) is the source of this 7252-nucleotide messenger RNA. Its product is annotated as puratrophin-1-like. Lineage: Eukaryota; Metazoa; Arthropoda; Insecta; Hemiptera; Aphididae. The transcript is spliced from 22 exons. The record is from RefSeq and is a predicted model, not a curated record. The coding region runs from base 528 to 5204 and encodes 1558 amino acids. Gene Ontology annotation, molecular function: guanyl-nucleotide exchange factor activity.
ACGUGUUACGUGUUUUCGUUUCGCGAUUUUUUCGAUAAACCUAUGCCAUAAAAAUAAUACGUCGGUCCGCCUCGAAACGUUUUAUUUUAAACGGCGCGAUAAUAAUUAAUUGCCUUUCCUGUACGUCGCGAAACCCGCACAGGUCCGCGGGGCUCGGUUUGUCCGCCGUGCACAUGAUACACAUCUCAUUCGUUAAAGUCGUUUUUGUUUCGGUUCGUGUGAUUUUUAACAGCUACGCGUUUGUGCGAUUCGAGCGGUAACAAAUUAUGACGUAACAACAAUGUAAAAACAUAGGUAAUCGUCCAAACGGUGUAUAAUAAUUUUAAGUGCGUACAGUGCGCGAACGAACGGCCAAGUUUAGCGGCCGUCAGUGUGACAUGUAUCAUUAUCAUAGGCGUAGGUAGUGAAAGAAACGCCGCAGAAAUGUGAUCGGGCGCGGGCGCAUCGUUUCGCCUUUUCCGCCGCACACGCACGCCGUAAUCGCACAAUAUAAUAUAUAAUAUUAAUACGUUAUAUGGAUCGUUGCGAUGGCUUAUGUCGUUUGGCGAGUGUUGCGGAAGAAGUAUCUCAAAGUCAGGAGCGGAGUCACUCUGAACGGUUUGGUGACCACCGAGAGCAUCACCGCCGAAGCGGAUUCUCCGAGUCCCACGUCGGCGACGACGACGGCCAUGACCGUGACUGGCGCAGCGGUCGGCCAUUUUUACCGACAGUUCUCGAAGAAGAACAAGAAGAACGUCGACAAAAAGAACAACAACAACAACAACAACAACAACGGCGACAACAACAACAGCAACAGCAAAAAAACACAUCGUCAGAACUGCGACGACGCGUCCGUCGCCGAAGCGGUGGCCACGUCGACGUCCACGACCGCAGCCGCCGACGCCGCUGUCCGCGUCACCGACGAUACCGAUGCGGCCGCUUCUGAGAGUGCCGCCGAACGCGUCGCGGACAGGCCGGCCGCGGCCGCGCCGCACAACCCGCGACUCCGGCCGGCCCAAUUGGGCCAGGCGGUGGACGCGCCGCCGUGGCUGGUGGCCGACCACUUCGUCACCGAACACGUCGUACACGAACACGUGUCCGUGGUGCCGGAACCGGAUCACGCGGACCCGGUGCCGGACGAACACGCCGCCCCGUCGCAGUCGGGACCCGCGACGGCCGUCUGCGGCAAAAGCCCGGCGGCGGCCGCGUCGUCGUGCGCGCACGAUCCUCGACAGAAACUAUUUACUGUUCAACAACUCGUCGACGAGUUUAUUGGUCCAUACUAUGUAAAUUAUAGCGAAACACGUGCAGUUCUCGUGAGACAAGCAAAACAGUUGCUGACAAAUGUAUAUCAAGAUGAUGUCGCUAACUUUCAUGGGUGUUUUUGUGUGCCAGUCAGCGAAAUUCUCAAAAAAGUCGUUGAAACGUUCAGAAAAUAUCAGUGUUGCGAUGUUUGGGCAGGGUGGCCGCUUAGCCACGGUCAGCGGGGUGUACUGACUCAUCUGGUGGCGCCAAUCGGUUGCUGCUCGGGUGGUGCACCGCCGUCUGACGCGUACCUGUCGCUGGACGUUGCCAGUGCUGGGUUGACGGUGAAUUGGGUGGGCUCGGGUGCCCGGCUCCGGAGUAGACUGUCCACCGAUACCGCAGCCAUGCUGGCCGGUGACCUGCAACAGUUGAGCGCCACGCUUAAACACCUGGUGGCAGUGGUCGACAGGUCGGUGCACAGGGUACCGCUCGACCGGAUACCGUACCCUUGUUAUGGUUGUCAAGACCGGAUGUGCCAGUCUCCAACGCGACGUUCGCGACAGACCUAUGCCACCGACAACGAUGACCACACAAAGGCCGUCGUGCAGCAGCAGCACAACAACGGCGGCAGCGUGUACGACGACGCCGACAACUCUAUACCACACAUCGACUCUGACCCGGAGGACUCAUCGACUCAAGACAAACCCUACCCGCCGGUUGACAACGAUGGCAUAACAUCUAUGAUACACCACCAAAAGCAAUCACAGCAGUCCAUCAGAGUACCAAAAUCCAUUUGUGACCUAUCGGAAGACGUUCUCAUAUCGGGAAUACAAUUUCCAGGGGCCGUGGACCGACAGGGUAAUGCGGUAAUAUUAUGGGUCGAAGGACAGUCUGGGCAUAAUUCGGAAACAAUGUCAGACGUGAAUGCAGCUGAGCUUAUUUUGUACUACGCAUCUCUGAGAAACAGAAACGAAAGGAACUCGUCGUUGACCAUUUUGGUACAUGAGAACAGCUGCACUAGCAUAGAAUUCGUUGAUUGUGUGCUGGAACUGAUAAAGCAUCAAGUUUCCGUGGACAAAGUAAUUUUUUGCACAAAGCGACACGCAGAAGGAAACCGACUAAAAUACAGCCAAAUUCGGUGUUACGCCGUCAAUUCGUACAACGGGCUUCUAGAGUUCUUUGAAGACAGUCAGAUUCCGUCGGCUUGUGGAGGCUCAUAUGCACACAGCCAACUUGAAUGGAUUGAUUUCUAUAAGGAAUCGGAGAGACUGACAUAUUUGAGUCAGACUGCCGGAAACCGACUAGUGACAGCCAUUGCGGAUAUGGGAAACGUGCAACAAGAACGCAAUGCAAUAUCCAAGUUCUUGGACGACUCAGAUAUUAAAAAUUUACUUCAAGAUGCUAGACAGAGCAUGGAAAUACUCGAACAACAUGCACGCUGGUUGAACGAAAAUAGAUUUGUGAUGUCGAGUUUCGAGGAUGUGAAGAAGUUUCACAGUGAAGUUGAAGGUGCCGCGGUUCGGUUGGAAGAAUUGUUAUUGCAGAAGAAAAAAAAAAUAAUGCAAGCAGCUAGAGUUAACGCUUUAGAGGUUGAAACUCACGAGGUUCUCUCGUGGCUGACCAACAAAGGAGAACACGCGUUAGUUCAACAUGCUGAUUUGGCCAACAGUCUGCCGGCCAUUCGGCAACAAGAACAAGACUUUGAAAAAUUUUAUUUCGUCUCCAUGCAAAAUCUCGAUAAAGCCGGAGAUUUGUUGGAAGAAGCAGGCCAGUGCAGCAAUGGCACCAGUCUAAAAGACCUGGCCAAAUCUCUAAAGCAGCAUCUGAGAGGUUUUAGUGAUCGACUUGAAGAGACUCGUGAAAGACUCGAAGAUACAUCACGAUGUUUUUACUUACUCGAUAAGGCUUACGAUUGGGCUUUAGAAUGUAUGAAGUACAUAUCUGAAAAGCACGAUACACGUAACGUUAAAGAGUUGCGAAGAUACUUAAUGGCACAUCCAUCUCCCACUGCUCAACACUUCUCGGAGAUGAUGAUGUUGGCCAACAAGCUCAACAAUGAUAAACUAAUCAAACAGUGCAAGGUGGCCAUGGUAAGAUGCGAAGAGACCAACGACCAACUGAAGCACCUGUUAGGUCCGGAAACAUUCCCUACUAGUACUCCCCUGCCACCCAGAAGGACAUCCGCACCAGAGCACCAUGCAACAAAUGGUAACUCGACGGCGGACAACCACCAUUGUGGCUGGGUAGGCGCUACUGAAGAAAACUUUUAUUGCGAGACAGACCGGCUCGCGCUCAGUCACAUCCCGUCUGCCAAUUGGACUUACAAUGAUGAAGAAGACGAGGAAAAACUGAGCUGCUCUCACACGACUGAAGGGAGUGAUGAAAAUAAAAGCAAUGAAGAAAGCGACGACACUAAUUGUCCCGAUCUCGGUUGCAGCAAAAAUCAAAGUCUACCACCUUUGUCCGUCAACAGUCAUCUGCACCACAUGUCCAACCUACAGUUAAAUAUGGAUUGUGGCACGCAGACCCUAAAGUUACAAAAAACCGUCAAGCUGAUCAUGAGAGAAAUGAUACAGACAGAGCGGGAUUAUGUAAAGUCACUGGAAUACGUUAUAGAGAACUACGUUCCAAUGCUGCUCAACGAAGAUAUACCGCAAGCUCUGCGCGGCCAGCGCAACGUUAUUUUCGGUAACAUCGAGAAGAUCUACGAGUUUCACAGCCAACACUUCCUCAAGGAGCUGGAAAGACACGAAAACUGCCCAUUGCAAGUGGGAGAAUCUUUUCUAAAACACGAAAAGAAAUUUUACUUGUACGCGCUAUACAACAAGAACAAACCGAAUUCGGAUUCGCUGAUGUCCGAGUAUGGUUCUGCAUUCUUUAAGGCAAAACAAUUGGAACUCCGCGACCGAAUGGACUUGGCCAGUUACUUGUUGAAGCCCGUGCAGAGGAUGGGCAAGUAUGCACUGCUGUUGCAGCAGCUCAUGAAGAUGGCUAAAGGUGAUACAGAACACCUCCGGCAAGCUGAGAGCAUGGUCAGGUUCCAGUUGCGACACGGCAACGAUCUGCUGGCCAUGGACUCGCUCCGGGAGUGCGAUGUCAACCUUAAGGAGCAGGGCCGACUUUUGCGGCAGAACGAGUUCCUCGUGUGGCAGGGCAAAGGAAAAAAGUGCCUGCGUCAAGUAUUCCUGUUCGAGGAACUCAUACUGUUUAGCAAGGCUAGACGAUUCCCCGACCAAACGAAUCUGGACUUGUACGUGUACAAGAACAGUAUAAAAACCAGUGACAUCGGGUUCACUGCCAAAGUCGGCGACAGCAACACGAAAUUCGAAAUAUGGUUCCGAAAACGCAAGCCGGGCGACACGUACACGUUGGUGUCCAUGUCCGAAGACAUCAAACAGUCGUGGACCGAUGAGCUGUCCAACUUGCUGUGGAAACAGGCGCUACGAAACAGAGAGGUUAGGCUGGCGGAAAUGUCUUCUAUGGGAAUUGGCAACAAACCCUGUUUGGACAUCCGGCCGAGUGCGGAUCAAAUCAACGAUCGAUCCAUCACGUUCGCGCAGCUCAGUAAAACUGCCCCACGGUUCCGGAACUCGAUAGUGGCUUUGCCCUCGGACCUAGAUUCGAUCACCAAGCGACCGCACUCGAUCAUAUCAGUGAGCAGCAGUAGCGCCGGCAGCAGCAACAGCAGCAGCGGAAGCAGCAGCAGUGGAGCGAGCUGUCGGAGCAGCGAGGGCGCCCGGCAGACCAGUCAGUGUUCCAGUCAGUCGACCGAGAGCGGCAUAGUGGCCGACUGGUACAGCCGGAACAGUCACUCGGGCAGCGUGGCCUCGGACACGCUGUCGUCCCCGUCCGGCGGCGGUAACAACAACAACAACAACAACAACGGAAAGAGCAGCUCGACGGCCAAGUCGUCGGCCACCGCGACCACUGCCACCGCGUCGGACUCGACGGCCGCCGCUCGGCUGUCGGUCAAACUGUAAAAGGACGACGAUGAGCAUCAGAGACAGACAGACAGACACUUACUAAAUAUAUAUUAUGAUAACGUUUUGUGUGUGUGUGUGCAAACGAUUGUAAUAUUAUUAAAUGGGUUUUAAGUUUUUUUUUUUUUUAAAAAUCGUAUUCCCAAAGGAAAUCAAUAGUUACCGGAUCAAUCCACAUCAUUAUAUUUUUGUUUCGUCUUCGCCUAUAUAUUCUCGCAGACGCUCUCUGCGAGAAACUCCGUUGUUAUUAUUAUUUUUUUAUUUUAGUUUUUUAUCUUUAACAAAAAACGAUUUUGAAUAUAUUCUAUAUAAUAUUAUUGUCAUUAUUCACCGUCACGACGACGACGAUGAUGAUAUUAUAUAUUAUAGUCUAGUUAUUUACGCGUAGAUACGUACCUUUGAUUGUUUAAGGUUUAUUUAAGAUAAAUAUUUAUUGUUAUUAUUAUUAUUAUUAUUACGAUUAUUGCUGUAUAAUCGGCACAGGCGUGUAUCGGACUGAAAGAAGCUAAAAAGAGACUAGUUUUGGGCCCGAUAUAUGGUCUGUGUAUUGUGUAAUAGAUGUAUUUAAGUAUUUUAUGUGUUGAGAGAUAAUCUAGACCACGGCGCCUAAUAUUAUUAUUAUUAUUAUUAUGUUUCUAUUAGAUAUAUGUCCACACAAACGUAUGGACGUAUAUGUAUACUCAAAAAUAGAUCUCCUUCGACUUUCUUACUUGAACCUAUCCUCAGAGAUCGAAAUAAUGUGUGUUUUACUUAAAUUUUCAAUAUUUUUAUCAUAACAUCAAUAAAAUAAUAUUUUUUGCUCAAAUUCAACGUAAAUCAUAAUCACCCCAACGUAACGAUUUUUCAAACAGUUCCAAAAAAAAAAAAAAUAUAAUUUGCAUGUGUGUAUGUUUAAUUAUAUAAUAUAUAUUAUGAACAAUUAGUAGCAUAUUUAGACUAUUUAAUACUUAAACGUAAAUUGUUUUAAAUAUAAACUGUUUUUAAUAAAAAAAAAAAAAAAAAAAAAAAUUCUUAUGAAGAACUCUAAAUGUAUUUGGUAUUCAUUUAUUAUUUUUUUUUCAUGAAAUAUAGAUGAUGAUCUUUUCGAACUAGACGUUCUUCAACUAACGGCGUUAAAAUUUAACAGUUUAUAUAUAAAAUGUUUUCAUUUAAGGAAUAUGAAUGUUUGUUGUGCAUUUCUUUUUUAGUUUUAUAUAUUAUAUUAGACUAUCAUAAGAUAGUAAUAUAUCUAUGUAGUACCUAUUUAUUUAUUUAUUUUUUUAUUAAUUCGACAAUUAAUUAUUAAUGACAAAAACAAAGUUUUCACGUGUAAAAUAAUACAAUCUGUUUUGACUAAAAAGCUGCACUCGAUUAUAUUUAGAUAUAUUGCAUAUUAUUAUAAUCAUGUACUUAUUAGUAUAUUUAGUGUGUACUAAAAAAAAAGUUUUCAAUAAUUUUAAUUUGUGAAUUUUUUUCUUUUUCUUUUUUUUUCUAAAUGUAGCCCGCUUAAAAGUAUUUAAGUAAGUUUGAAUGAUUUUACUCAUAAAUGUAACUUUAAUAAUCAUAAUUUUUUGUUAGGCGUACUACAGAACUGAUUUUACAGGGUGUCAUUUUACGGCAUUAUAGAAAUGCCGGCAUUAAAAUUGUCUAUUAAAAAUAAAUUCUAAUUUAAAAAAUAUAUAAAUAAAAUGUUAUGUUAAUGUGAUGUUGAACGUGCCUUAAUCACCCAAAUAUAAAUAAUAAAGACUUAAACACGUGUGUCUGAAUUUAGUGGUAGAUUUACUUAUUAUUUUAGUAUUAUUUUUUACUUCAUAAUAUUUUAUAAAAUAAUAAAAUAAUGACGACAUUCAACGUGUUUUUUAUCAUUAUGAUUAUUAUUAUUGUAUUUGUACCAAAACAUAACACUAAGCUUUAUAUUUAUAAUUAUAUAGAUAACUAUUCUAAGUUUAGAUUGUAAAGUUCCAGUUUCAAUCAAAAUCAAUUAUACAUUUUUUUUUUUUUUAUAUAUAAUAUUGUUUUGAAAUUAUAAUUUUUUUAUAAUACAAAUAAAUCAUUUUGUUUUAACUUUU